UCCUUCCUCAACCUUUCCUUUCUCCCCCUUUGUUUUUCUAUUCGCUCUAGGGUUUGAAACUGUUUAUGGUUUAAUUUUGUUUAUUUAAUUGAGUUCAUUUUAAUACUGAUUAAUUCCCUUGGAUCGAAAUAAUUAUAUUUUUUCAGGCUUCCUGUUUGUUAUAUCAACAUGGCUGGUUUGGACUUCGCCCCUCAUCUCAACCUCCCCGAAUCCGAAGAGAAUAAUGAAUCAAACCCCAACCAAUUCUCCGGCGACAACAACUCCUCCGGGGACAUGGCGGGGCGGCGCCCCCGGGGCCGGCCCCCGGGGUCGAAGAACAAGCCGAAGCCGCCGGUGAUCAUCACCCGGGAGAGCGCCAACACGCUCCGGGCCCACAUCUUCGAGGUCGCCAGCGGCUGCGACGUCUUCGAUGCUGUCGCCACCUACGCGAGGCGGCGCCAGCGAGGCGUCUGCGUCCUCAGCUGCACCGGCACCGUCACCAACGUCAGCCUCCGCCAGCCCUCCGCCGGCGGCGGCGUCGUCACGCUCCACGGCCGCUUCGAGAUCCUGUCUCUCUCCGGCUCCUUUCUCCCCCCGCCGGCGCCGCCGGGGGCCACCAGCCUGACCAUCUACCUCGCCGGCGUGCAGGGCCAGGUGGUUGGUGGGAAUGUCGUCGGAGCGUUGAUUGCUUCCGGCCCGGUCACAAUCAUCGCUUCCUCUUUCACCAACGUCGCGUAUGAGCGGCUGCCGUUGGAGGAGGAGGACGGGAUCCAGAUGCAGCCUCCGCCUCAGCAUCUUAACAUCGGAGGCGGAGGUCAGUUUCCGGAUCCGGGGCAGCCAUUCUUGAAUUUGCCGCUGAAUAUGGUUAACGGUCAACUCCCAUUGGACGGAGGCGGAGGCGGUGCAUGGGCCGGAAACGCUGCCGGGGGAGGCCGGCAGCAGUUCUAGUGGUCAUAAUUAAUUAAGGUCAGAAUAUAUCACCAUUUUCACAAUUAGAACAAUUUUAUCAUUUUCAUCAGCAUAAAACUUCAAUUAUCUUGUAAAUUUAGGUCACAAUUAUCGUUUUUUUAUGGUGUUUCUUGCCAACGUACCUAUUGAUUUGCGAGUGAUUCGAAGGGGAAAAAAAUUUGCUUGGGAAAUA
This is a messenger RNA of Salvia splendens (bonfire salvia), 1120 nucleotides long. RefSeq names its product AT-hook motif nuclear-localized protein 23. Bases 169 to 927 code for a protein of 252 amino acids. NCBI's taxonomy places the organism in Eukaryota, Viridiplantae, Streptophyta, Magnoliopsida, Lamiales, Lamiaceae. The transcript has a single exon. Gene Ontology annotation, molecular function: minor groove of adenine-thymine-rich DNA binding; DNA-binding transcription factor activity. The record is from RefSeq and is a predicted model, not a curated record. Gene Ontology annotation, cellular component: nucleus.